This is a messenger RNA of Hemibagrus wyckioides, 1463 nucleotides long. RefSeq names its product hepatic lectin-like. Gene Ontology annotation, molecular function: carbohydrate binding; signaling receptor activity. Gene Ontology annotation, cellular component: external side of plasma membrane. Lineage: Eukaryota; Metazoa; Chordata; Actinopteri; Siluriformes; Bagridae. Gene Ontology annotation, biological process: biological process involved in interspecies interaction between organisms. The transcript has 5 exons. The record is from RefSeq and is a predicted model, not a curated record. The coding region runs from base 217 to 864 and encodes 215 amino acids.
AGUCUGAUAUCUAACACCCAAUUUGCACUUCCUCCAUCAGCUGCUUAAAUAUAAAACUCACACACACACACACACACACACACACACUGCAAUGUGACAACUGGAUAAUGUACUGUAGACUUAAAUACCACUGUAAUUUCAAAUCCUACCAGAUCUUUAGGAGAAUAUUUCACACACAGGAUUACUGCAGAGAUUAGAACAGACGGGAGUAUAAAUAUGCAUGACAGUUCCAGAGAUGCUGUUUCCCCGGAAUGCCAGCACACAAAUUUUAACGUAAACGAGCAGGAACCUCAACUAUCAGACCCCUCUGUAGGAUGCAACAUGUCAUGCUGCAGAGUUUCCAAGUUGAUAGCAUUGUGUGCAUCGCUGCUAUGUGUUCUCCUGUUGAUCAUUGUUAUAGUGCAGCUAUCAGUGAAACUCAACAACAUGACCAAAGAAAGAGACCAGCUUCAAGCUAAGAGAGAUGAAAUGCAGAAAAUAUUUGAUGAUACCAUCCAGCAUCAUGUGGGAUAUUUCGUCACAAAGCGCAUGAGCUGGAACAAGGCUAGACAGGAAUGCAGAUUGAGAGGAGCCGACCUUGUGAUCAUCAACAGCCGAGAAGAACAGGAGUCCAUCAGUCAGAUGUUUAUUGGUGAGGCUUGGAUUGGUCUGAGUGACAGUGCUGAAGAGGGGAAGUGGAUGUGGGUGGAUGGUACAGAAGUGACCACAGGGUUUUGGUGGGAAGGAGAACCUAAUGACUUCGAUGGAAAUGAGGACUGCGCUGCAACUGGCAGCAAAUUUGCUAGAGCUAUAAUUUCGACAUGGGCUGAUUAUUCCUGUGAAACUGAAUUGCGUGCGAUUUGUGAAAAGAAGGCAAAUGAUUAGAGCAGAAAUCUGUUUUAACUUGAAAAAAUCUGUAUUUUGUGAAUCUGUUUCAACAAAGCCAUGGCUUUAAGCCAAAUUCAGCUAGUUUUGUAAAAAUGUUGCAGGGGAGUGAUGAUUUUUUUAAAAGGAAAUAAUCUGAAAUCAGUAUAAUUAAAUUCUGCAAACAAAAGGAAAAGAAAGGAAAAGAAAAAAGGGAUAAUGCCCAUACCAGUAAAACAUAAAAUGGUAUAUUGCUGUAAAAAAAAAGAAAAAGAAAAAGGAAAAGCCAGUCUCUCUUUUCACAGGUUAGGCUCAUGUAAAUUGAGACAUUGGCUUUAAUUGGAUAAUCUGCUUAAAAACUUUUUCCCAGGAGCCAAAAAAUUGAGCUUGCUCCUGUUUGGUUGUCUCUAUGUUCAGCAUUGAAUGUCUUUGUCAUGUCCCCCUCCACAGUGGUGGUUAAUAUGAAGCUUAUUUGAAAGUAUACACUCAGCACUUUGAAAUUUAUAGUGUUCAUAAUAGUGUUUCAUAAGUAUUUAUGUUUUUCCUAGCCUACUAGGGGCAAUAUAUUCAUAGAAAACUUGAACAAAAACAGUUUGUGUUUUUCCCCCACGUUUCUGUUU